AUGGGUUCAAUGCCAGAGGUCAUAGCACAGGGAAUGCCUACCCAAUGGAGCCGCUUGGUUCGCUUUGUUGCCGUUGAGGACAACGCAGAACAUAUUGGAGAACCCACAGAGGCCGGCAUUGAUGUCGGUGCCGCCCUCGCUUCAUCACAGGAAGUCCGCGUGCGUUCGUUCUCGGGGAAGUCUGUUCUUGAUCCCACCGCCGCGCCUACGUCUACAAUCCUCACUAUCCAAACCCUUCUCAGCCCACUCUCCAAGGCCGAAGUAGGCACAAUCAGAUGCAUUGGCCUCAACUACCGGAAUCACGCAAAGGAGAUGAACAUGGAGCUCCCCGACUACCCGACCCUAUUCUUCAAGCCCUCAACAUGUCUCUCCGCACCCAACGCCCCACUCGUCAUCCCAUACCAGGCCACCGACUCGCAAGCUGACUACGAGGCCGAACUUGCCAUUGUCAUCGGAAAAGAUGCAAGGAAUAUCUCAAAAGAAGAAGCUAUGGACUACGUUCUAGGCUACACAUGCUCCAACGAUGUAACCGCAAGGACGCAUCAGUUCCGAGGAGCGCAAUGGGGUUUCGGCAAAGGAAUGGAUGGUUUCGCGCCAAUGGGACCAUGCAUUGUCGCUGCCAGCUCUAUCCCCAACGCCGGUGAGAUUGAGGUGAAGACCGUUCUCAAUGGCGAGACGAUGCAGUACAGCCUUGCAAACGACAUGAUCUUCUCCAUCCCCGAGAUUGUGUCGUAUCUUUCAACUGGAACCACUUUGGAGGCUGGAACGGUUAUUAUGACCGGAACUCCUCACGGCAUUGGCGUCAGCAAGACACCGAAGGUGUUCUUGAAGCCGGGAGAUGACUGCAGAAUUGUAAUGAGCCAUGGAAUGGGCAGCUUGGUAAACACUGUUGAGUACGAACAAAAGCCAUUGAAGAAAUAG
This is a messenger RNA of Aaosphaeria arxii CBS 175.79, 921 nucleotides long. RefSeq names its product fumarylacetoacetate hydrolase. Gene Ontology annotation, molecular function: acetylpyruvate hydrolase activity. Lineage: Eukaryota; Fungi; Ascomycota; Dothideomycetes; Pleosporales. Bases 1 to 921 code for a protein of 306 amino acids. The record is from RefSeq and is a predicted model, not a curated record. The transcript has 3 exons.